UUAAUUACAAUUUUAGAAUUGUUAUUUAUUAGAAAAAAAACAUACCGUACGUUAAACCGAAUUCAACCCGUCCAAAUUAGAUAUAGAGUUAAAUAUAGAGCGAUAUCCAAUAGCCAAAGUUAGUAAAUAAUAAUUGUAAAAUGUCAACACUGAAUCCACUUUUGGCAGUUUUUCUAACCCUACCCAAAGCUUCUCUAAAACAUCCAACAACUGAAUUUUCCAUUCAGAAUACAGGGAAUUAAAUUCAAAAAUGCUGCUUGGGUGCUCUCUGUCGACCACUUUUGACAUAGUGUCAGGGUGACGUUCUGUCAUGACAGCACAGCAAAAUAUCGAACAGAAAAAAAAACAGUAGAAAAAAUCUUUGCAAACGAUUUGGAAGAAUGAUGUGUACACAUACGAUUCACCAUCAGCGCAACGCGCAGUGAAAAAUACACUAGUUCUGUGCUAGAUGCCGUGUUGGGAACGAAAUUUUCGUGUGUGAGGCUGCAGCAGGGCCUAUUUUAAUUUGUGCUGUUUACAGAUCGUACACGUCCGCCCACCCGACGGUCAUGCUGUGAAGAAUCGAAGUUUCUGCAUGCAACGUAUGCACAAGUGAUCGGUGCAUUCUGAGUCGGUCAUUGCAAAAGAUUUGCCGAUAAAGCGCAUCUUUCGUGCGUAUGUGUGGUGAAUUGUCGCUAGAGCAAUUUGUAUACGGAAAAGUGUUUCGGAUGGUUAUAGGCAGCUAUAAGCCCGUAGUCAACAUGCAAAAAGAUUAUUAGUUGUGCUUCUACGUGGCCUGUUGAGGAAUUGAUGAAUGAAACACUUCUCAGCGGUUUCGGGUGCAUGUGUGUGCAUGAUUGAUGUGUGAAAAGGUGGUAAAGAUGCUGCCAUGUGAUGAAGGUUAAGCCACACUGUACCAAGGUUGGAUAAUAAUAAUCGUCGCAAUAAUAAUCCCCCCAAAGUGUUGGCCCCCCAUCGAGUGUUGGAGAGCAAUAAAGCGAGAGAGAGCGAGUAAUAGCGGAUAGUAAGGCAAAAGUGUAGUGUUGGAAAAUCCUCCUUACGUAAGGUGGUAAGUCAAUAGUGCAAGGAAAAGUGCAAUAUUGAGCGGCAGCUGAUAUCUUCAACCGCAGCUAUACCCGGAGCUAUUUACCCGUUUACGACGACGUUUCGCUGCGGGCAAGGGAGCGAUAGUGGAGACGAUUGGUUCGUGAACACGGCGCGUAAUUCACACGCAUCAGAAUGUCGUUCGUCAGCGGUACCACCGACACCGAGGCGGCACAAAAGUUUCUCGAGGUGCUGCAGAACGAUUUUCGCAAUCUUUCGCUCGAGACGAAGAAGAAGUUUCCACAGAUCAAAGAGUCAUGCGAGGAAGCGAUUCUGAAAUUAAAAUCGGCAGGUGCUAAUCCGCAAACACCUGUCUACUAUGUGGUCAACCAGAUCCUUUAUCCGCUGGUGCAGGGAUGCGAGUCAAAGGAUUUGAAAAUAAUCAAAUUUUGCCUCGGGAUGAUGCAGCGGCUCAUCACACAACAGGUGGUGGAUCAGAAGGGUGCGCGCUACAUCACCGACACCCUCUGGAUGCUGAUGGAGAACGGUACGGAGGAGGUGAAGGUACUGCAAAGUGUCACCCUUCUGCUCACCACAAACACGGUCGUGCACGGAGAGACGCUGGCAAAAACGCUGGUCCUUUGCUUUCGGCUACACUUCACCAAGGACUCGACAACGAUCAAUACGGCCGGUGCAACCGUGCGGCAGCUAGUCUCGCUUGUGUUCGAACGAGUGGUCGCCGAAGAAGCGGAAGCAGAUGCCAACCAGGACGAACGACGUGAGGUGAACCUGGAGGAGUUGAAGCUAGCCACGGGGGUGGCACCGAAAGGUUUACUGCCGUGCGCGGCCGAUGCAUUUUUACUGUUCCAGGAUCUGGUGCAGUUGGUCAACGCUGACCAACCAUACUGGCUGUUGGGCAUGACGGAGAUGACCCGCACAUUCGGGCUGGAAUUGCUCGAGUCCGUCCUUACGCAGUAUACGUCGGUGUUUUACAGAAAUCCAGAAUUUAGCUUUCUGCUGAAGGAGCGCGUCUGUGCGCUGGUGAUAAAGCUCUUUUCCCCCAACAUCAAGUACCGCACCAUCGCUCCACAGGCCGGUGUAGGCGGAGCAGGAGUACAACCAGGCGGUGGUGCGCCGCACGACAAACCGUACUUCCCCAUCAGUAUGCGGCUGCUGCGUGUGGUCUCGAUACUGAUCCAAAAGUAUCACAGUCUGCUGGUAACGGAAUGUGAAAUCUUCCUAUCGCUUAUCGUGAAGUUCCUGGAUCCGGACAAACCGGCUUGGCAGCGAUCGCUCGCACUGGAAGUGCUACACAAGAUGACCAUCCAGCCGGAACUGCUCAUUUCAUUUUGUCGGUGUUACGAUCUCAAGGAUCAUGCGACGAACAUCUUCCAGGACAUUAUUAACUCACUCGGGACUUAUGUGCAGAGUUUGUUCAUCAACCCGCAACUGCUCAGCGCGUCGCUUGGAACCGGUGGUGUCGGAGGAAGUGGUGGCGGUGGUGGCAAUGGAGGUGGUGGAAGUGGCAGCGGGGUCGGAGGAACAUCUGGGCAGCAGUCGCAGCUAAUGGGCGGUAUGCCGGUAGGACCGGGAAUUUCUCCACAGCCUGGUUUCAUUUUUCGUGGCGUGUUCCUCCCGCUAGUGGUAACAUUUCCGAGCGGGCAGUCGAAGUCUACCUUUCUGGAGAUGCUGGAUAAGAUGGAACCACCACCCAUCCCGGAUGGGUAUGGGAUAUCGGUGGCGUACGCCUGCCUGCUCGACAUUGUACGUUCGAUUUCGCUUUCGAUACAGGGUCCGUCCCAGCUGGGAGAGGAAACCCCGGCACCGUAUAUGCAGCGCGUGAACGAAGCGGACAAGGCACUGCACAUUCAGCUGAUACACUCAAGCUGGCUGGGAUUACUGACGGCGCUGGGUCCACUGAUUGAUGCCGCGACGGAUGAAUCCUCCACAGAGAGCGUGCUGAAGGCAAUCCAAAACUAUGCGGCAUUGUGUGGUCUGCUGGAGCUGCACACGCCGCGGGAUGCCUUCAUUACGGCGCUUUGCCGUGCCUCGCUACCACCGCAUUACGCAUUGUCGGUGCUGAACGUGAACUAUCAGGGUAACGCGUUCAAAUCCCACAUGCGCCUGGGAAGCCAGGAUAUGACGGCGGCGGGCAUUGGCUAUCACGGAGGUACCUACGCGGACAUCGAUCAGCAGCAGCAGCAACGGCACCCAGUGGUGGCCGUUGGCACGCCGCUCCCAACGUCCUCACUACCCGUCGGUGCCCAUCAGGGACCCGUACUGUUGACCGCCAAAAAUCUGCAGUGCAUGCGCUCGGUACUACAUCUGGCCCACUGUCACGGUAGCAUUCUAGGCAGCUCGUGGCACAUUGUGCUCACAACGUUGCAGCAUUUAGCGUGGAUCCUCGGUCUGAAGCCUUCUACUGGUGGAAGCUUGCAGGCCGUUCAGAAGCCUCCGACCGACGCGAACUCCAUCACCCAAGUCAUGACCGACCUGCCGGUUCUAUCGACGAUGCUGAGUCAGCUAUUCGAAUCCAGCCAGUAUCUGGACGACGUCGCACUGCACCAUCUCAUCGACGCGCUGUGUAAGUUGUCGCACGAAGCGAUGGAACUGGCGUACAACAAUCGUGAACCGUCACUUUUCGCAGUGGCAAAACUACUAGAGACGGGUCUCGUCAAUCUGUCCCGCAUCGAGGUGCUGUGGCGCCCGUUAACGAACCACCUGCUGGAGAUCUGUCACCAUCCGCACAUUCGCAUGCGAGAAUGGGGCGUGGAAGCGAUAACGUAUCUGGUUAAGGCCGCCCUGCAGUACAAGUACGAGCGACCCUUGAAGGAGAAUUUAAAACUGCAAACGCUGUUGCUAGGACCGCUUUCAGAAUUGUCGUCGGUACCGCACGGUGACGUACGCCAGCGCCAGCUAGACUGUGUGUUGCUCGUUCUGAAUGGUGCAGGAGAAACAUUAUCGCACGGUUGGCCGCUAGUGCUGGGUAUUAUCGGUGCCGUUAGCGACCAUCAUGGUGAAUCCUUGAUCCGUAUCGCAUUCCAGUGCUUGCAGCUAGUUGUAACAGACUUCCUGCCCGUCAUGCCCUGGCGUUGUCUACCGUUGUGCGUCAACACAGCGGCAAAGUUUGGUUCGCAAACACAGGAGCUCAACAUUUCGCUGACCGCCGUUGGUUUGAUGUGGAAUAUUUCAGAUUACUUCAAUCAAAAUCAGGAGAAACUAUCGCAAACCGUUUGCGAUGAUAUGUCGGUGCUACCGGACUUCCCGGGAACGUUAAAUAUGCCCCACUUCGACCGUUUGUGGAUGUGUUUGUACGCUCGGCUCGGUGAUCUGUGCGUGGAUCCACGUCCAGCCGUAAGGAAAUCUGCCGGUCAAACUCUUUUUUCCACCAUUUCUGCACAUGGUGCUUUAUUAAACCCGCCAACCUGGCAGGCCGUCCUGUGGCAGGUGCUGUUUCCACUGCUGGAUAAGGUACGGGCACUUUCUAGCUGUGCUAGCAACGAAAAGGUCGACACCAGUGGAAACAUUCUUAUUCAUCAUUCGCGUAACACAGCCCAAAAGCAGUGGGCCGAAACUCAGGUUCUCACACUGUCGGGUGUGUCGAGGGUAUUCAAUACGAAGCGUGCGUUGCUACAGAUGUUGGGUGAUUUUCCGCGAGCUUGGGCGCUCUUGUUAGAAUUCAUUGAAAACUCAGCGCUCAGUAAAAGCAACGAAGUCUCACUAGCGGCGCUUAAAUCAUUCCAAGAAAUCCUCUACAACCGUCCUUCAGCACCAUCUGCGGGUGGAGCAACAUCCGCUUCAACGGGUGGUGUCGGAGAUGAAGCUAGUGCGGUGCGAACAUCACCAGCGGCCGCUGAAGCCGACAUUUGGAACGUAGCGUGGCGUGUUUGGUUAAAUAUUGGUGCCGAAAGUACUAAACCUCCGACGCUUGGUGAUCUCUCCGAGAAGGGUACCGGAGCUAGUGGCAAUAACGGCAGUGCCAGUGAGGAUCUAUACAUCCCCAGCCAAGCCUUCUUGACCGCCUUGGUACACAUCUUUCCGGCACUGUUUCAGCAUAUACGGGCGCGUUUCAACAGUAAAGAUCUAACGCAACUCUGUGCAGUGUUAAUGAACGCUGUAGCCGUUCCGGUGCACAGUGAUUCGACGCCUUACAUUAUGUCCACCAUUUCGGACUCGCUCUUAACACCAUUACACGACGGUGUGCUAGACUGCAUGGAGUUGCUUCAGAAGGAAGCCAUCCACGGUGGUGGCGGUGGCAGCGGAAUAAAAAAUAUGAUAUCGGCCAUUUUUAAGCAAUUGUUAAGUUUCAGUAAAUUUGCCUGUGCUCCUCCGAGUUUUGAUCGCAUUGAAACGCGGCCUCUGAAAUCGUCGAGAAGCGGGAGUGGUGGCACGGGCACAAACACUGGAAGCAAUAGCACCGGCGGUCUCAUUCACCCCGUUUCAUCCACAACCAAUGCAAACGGCGUCGAAUGGGUCAGCAUGAACUACAUUCCGUUCGGCGAGAAAGCGUUGACUGUUGCCGUAAAGCUUUAUCAACAGACGGCCAACGAUGUGGCGGUGAUUGAAGGGCAGAUACUGCACGAAAUUAUCAAAGCACUACAUCUGCCACUGUCGCUAAAAUAUAAGUGUAUGUCCUCGAGCACUUGGAAGUUGGCUAUUUCUAGCCUGAUCAGUGUGCUGCAUACUGGGUUGCCAGUGGCACGAAAACACCCAAAACAGUUUGCCUCCAUGUGGAAAGAUCUAGCAGAUACAUUGGAUCAGUUUUUGUUUACGAAAAGCAUUUGCAUCGUCGAGGAUCGCGGACUAGACGAACUUAUCUUGGACGAAACAAUCGAUUGUCAGGUGAUCGAGCUGAUACGCGAUGAAAUUCUCCCAUACAGCCAAGAGAUCCCGCAACAGUUCAUCUUGGACGCGGUCGUAAUCUUGAACAAGGGUUCUAUUCAUUCGGCAACGACCGGUAGCACACCGUUUGCUGGCUGCGAAACAGAGCUUAAGUUACGCGAAGAGUUCGCAAAGACGUGCUUCGAAACAUUGCUUCAGUUUUCGCUGCUGGACGACCGUGUCGGUACAGCGGCUGCCAAUGCGGUUGACGAAAAGGAUACUAAUCUGGCGAACAAUAACUCCACCUUAUGCGACAGUCAGGGCAGUAAAAUGUCUGAGGGAGGUAUUGCGGGACAGCUAGCGAUAACGGCACUGCUGCACCGGUUCGAGGAGGUUCUUAGAAAGUUCAACGAAGACGAACGGUUAAGUGGCAAAUUUCCUUUACCAAGGUAUCGUUUAUCGGAAAUUUCGUUCGUGCUAAAAGCCGUCGCUACUCUUGUGAUAUCCAUGAAAAAAGCACCUCCUGCUAAAGUUGGUACUACCGCCUGGGAGCAACUGAUCAGUCUAUAUCCCUAUCUGGUCGAUUGUACAACAACCAGCUCAGCAGAGGUAUCUCGUUCCCUUCGUGAGGCGUUGUUGCAAUACUGUGAUUUGCUGCGACCUCCGUGCACUGCUGGUGCGGAUGCAAACGGUCACACUGGAUCAGGACACAGCAGCGGCCUAACCACCAAUAACAAUGAAAUCGUGAACACAAACGGUAUCAGCCACUGUUAGCUGAUGUCCAACACCUCGUCCAGUUUCUUCUUCCUCGUGUGGUAUGAUUCGGGUUUAUUGAUGAAGUUACUGGUCUAGGUUUGCAGUUUUUUUUUGCAAAACGGUCAAACGCCGACUGAUUAUUGGCCAACAGACACACACUCGCGCAAUGUGGACAGUGAAAAAUAUUUACUUUAUCAUAAAUCUGAUCGCCAUAAACAGCGAAGAAAUUGUGCCGACAAAUGGUGACGUAUUUGUUUUUCGCCAAUCGUAUGAUGAGAAUUAUAGAGCAAGUAAUGUGCGAAUAAGGAAUGUAAUUUGUUGCAAAGAAGCAGAGAGCAAUAGAGAAAUAUCGAUGCACUUAUGAAACAGAUAUCUAUUUUCGUUAGUAUUAGCAUUAUUCGUUCAUGCCACUGUUAUUAAAAUUGCAAUUACAUUUCGUUACAAUUUAAAGGCACUAACGAGAGGUUUGCAAGUAAUGAUAAAUGCACGGAGCUUUUGGAAAGCAAGUUUAAGCGACCCAGUUUAUCAUACUUUUAUUAUUUACCGUAGCUACCGAUAAAGCCGGAUUGCCGGUCGGAGUAUCAUGCACAGUUUAGUAAAUUCGAAACCAUUACAUCCGUAAUGCCAAUGCCGAUAGGAUUAUCCCUUACCCGUUUCAUGCAGCAGUUACGCAGUAAAGUAUUUGUCCUUACCAUCAUAUCGAUACAAUACAUAAUUUACUUCAGUAGCGUAGAAAAAGUUCUUGUAGUGUUCUUGUUCAAUUCAUUCAUCCGUAAGUUCGCAUAUUGCACAUUUUCUUCUACAAAAAAAAAACAAUAUUCAACAACCAUACAUUAUCAAAAAAGAUAUCAUCAAAACGAAAACCUCCACAAAUUAAAACUAUGUCAAGCAACAACAGCUUUCUAACGUUCCUCGUUCCACACGUUCCAGUUAGCAUUAUUAGCAUAUUAGCAGCACUAGCACGAUUUAGCAUGCUGCAAUGUACGAGUUUAAAUGACUAGAAGGAAAUACAAACCAUCUUAAUAUGAUUGCCCAACAUGUUGCAUUCGGCUGUCUUAUGUUGCGUGAAAAUGAAAGAGAAUUAGUUCACUAGUUUUCGAUUUAAAUGCUUACAUUCAGAACAAAACCAUGGUGCAUGGUUAAAAGUAAUACUACUGAGCAGAGAGGGGCAAAACGAGAGCUAAUUGAAAAACGAUCUGCCACAAAAGUUUGGUAGCUGUAGGCCAAAUCCUCGACCUGACAAGAUUCCUAAUCUUUUACCCGCACUUAAGUAGUUGUUAAGGGAGUAAACCGGGCGAGGAAGUGAAAUCAUCUUAAAUGGUUGUGUUGUGAAUGAAGUGAAUAAAGAUUUUAAAAAAUCACCCCCCUAAUUACAGGUCUCGCUCCAAGUGUCGUAAAAUAUUCGAAUGCAAACCGACAGUCGCCGUUUUCUGAGGAACAUACAAAAAAGCAAUUCCCCACCCUUCCUUUCUUCCCUUUCUAGAUAUAAAAAGCUUCUUCGUUAUUGCCAGCCAGGAAGUUUAAGAGCGAAAUUUUACAUUCAGAAUACAGGUGCAUGGCUGUCAGUAGUUGAACAAAUGUGUCGUAAAUUCAUAUUUAAAGCUACGGCCCAGCGCUCUAUUCAGUUUUAGCAAAAAGGAACCGAGCUAUUCCGAGCUGGCGAUUGCUAACUCGAAUGGAGGAGUUUUAACGAAUUUACAUUGAAAAGGUAUCUAGAAUUCAAAUAAAGAUUUAUUAGCGACAACAUGA
This is a messenger RNA of Anopheles funestus (African malaria mosquito), 8349 nucleotides long. RefSeq names its product protein MON2 homolog (gene mon2). Bases 1219 to 6618 code for a protein of 1799 amino acids. NCBI's taxonomy places the organism in Eukaryota, Metazoa, Arthropoda, Insecta, Diptera, Culicidae. The transcript is spliced from 8 exons. The record is from RefSeq and is a predicted model, not a curated record.